This is a messenger RNA of Peniophora sp. CBMAI 1063, 1044 nucleotides long. The record is from the annotation of a GenBank genome assembly. Lineage: Eukaryota; Fungi; Basidiomycota; Agaricomycetes; Russulales; Peniophoraceae.
AUGGUUAAGACCGUCUUCUUCCUCGGCGCUACGGGCUACAUCGGCGGCUCUGUGCUUCAGCAUCUGCUUGGUACGCCUGGAGAAUACUCCAUCACCGCGCUCGUCCGCAACGCCGAUAAGGCGAAGAAGUUAGAGACGUUCGGUGUCAAGACGAUUCUCGGCAACCUUGACGACUCCGACAAGAUUCAGCAGGCUGCCGCGGACGCCGACAUCACCAUCCACACCGCACAUGCUGAUCACGUCGGCGCUGCGAAAGCGAUCCUCGCCGGGGCUAAGGUGCGCUUCGAGAAGACCGGCGUUGCACCCAUCUACAUUCACACGUCCGGCACCGGCGUCUUCACCGAUCACGCGCUUGGAACGCACUACGAUCCUGCAAAGCUGCCUCUCUACGACGACAGCAACCGUGCUGUACUAGACUCCAUCCCUGACUCGGCGGUCCACCGCAACGUAGACCUGAUCGUGCUCGGCGGCGACGAAGAGGGCUAUGUGAAGUCGUACAUCGUGCUUCCAUCCACAAUCUACGGUCUUCUCACUGGAAAGCUCGUCGACGCUGGCAUCGCCAACCCUCACAGCAUCCAGAUCCCCAUCGCGAUCAAAGCGAGCAUCUUGAGGGGACAGGGUGCCGUGGUCGGGCCUGGUGAAAACGAGUGGCCGCACGUCGAGAUCCACGAGCUCUCCGACUUGUACAUUCGUCUCCUCAAAGCCGCGAUUGAUGGCACUGCGACGCACGGCCGCGAUGGAUUGUACAUCGGCGAGAAUGGCACAUAUCUCCUUAAGGAUGCCGCUAAGACGUACACACGCGCGCUUCACGCAGCUGGCAAGAGUCGCACACCCGAGCCGGAGAGCUUCACCAAGGAGGAUAUUGACAAGUACUUUGGCGGGCCCUACCUCGGCUCGAACUCGCGUGCAAAGGCCGUACGCGCCAAGCGUGACCUUGGUUGGGCGCCCACUAAAGGCGAUGCGGACUUCUUCAAGAGCAUCGAGGAGGAAGUAGCGUCUAUUCUGGCCGACCCGCACGGCACAGAGCUGCAUGAACUGCGCUAG